Messenger RNA from Ipomoea nil (Japanese morning glory), 748 nucleotides. RefSeq names its product ethylene-responsive transcription factor ERF022-like. The coding region runs from base 48 to 560 and encodes 170 amino acids. NCBI's taxonomy places the organism in Eukaryota, Viridiplantae, Streptophyta, Magnoliopsida, Solanales, Convolvulaceae. Gene Ontology annotation, molecular function: DNA-binding transcription factor activity; DNA binding. Gene Ontology annotation, biological process: regulation of DNA-templated transcription. The transcript has a single exon. The record is from RefSeq and is a predicted model, not a curated record.
AAAACAGAAAGAAAUUAAGGAUUUGUUCGUGAAAUCCGAGGAAAUUAAUGGAAGGGUCGACGAUGGGAGUUUAUGUCGGAGUGCGGAAGCGGAAAUGGGGGAAAUGGGUGUCGGAGAUUCGCGAGCCGGGGAAGAAAACCCGGAUAUGGCUGGGGAGCUUCGAGACGCCGGAGAUGGCGGCCGCCGCCUACGACGUGGCGGCAUUUCACCUGAGAGGCUGCAAGGCGCGGCUCAACUUCCCGGAGUUGGUGGAGGGGUUUCCCAAGCCCGCCUCCUCUCAGCCCGAGGACGUCCGCCUCGCCGCCCACCAGGCCGCCAUGGGUUUCAAGCCGCCGGCGGAAGGAGUCCCCGGCGCCGGAUUGCGGCCGGUGAGGAUUGGACUCUCGCCGAACCAGAUACAAGCCAUAAAUGAGACCCCGAUGGAUUCUCCGAACAAGAUGUGGAUGGAGUUAGCGGCGACGACACUGUUACUAAGAGAGCCGCCAUUGAUGAUCUGUGAAGACAUGAUGGAGUUGGAAGAUUGGGAAGAAAUUCAAGAUGAUUCCAUUUGGGAUUUUUGAGUGUUAAUUAUAUUAUUAUAAAUUAUAUACUGUGGGGGGCCUCUUGAUUUAAUUUAUGUUUUAGAUAAAAUAAUUAUAUUAGGGGGCUCUUAAUUUUAUAUCAAUCAAUUCAACCUAUAUAUACUAACCAUUUAUUAUUAAUUAAUGUUGAAAAUUCAGUCUAAUAAUAUAAAUUUGUACCCAGAUAU